AUGGGACGAAAAAAAAUUCAAAUAUCAAAAAUAACUGAUGAACGUAAUCGUCAAGUAACGUUUACAAAACGAAAAUUUGGUCUUAUGAAAAAAGCUUAUGAAUUAAGUGUCCUAUGCGACUGUGAAAUAGCGCUCAUUAUUUUUAAUUCGUCCAAUAAACUUUUUCAAUAUGCAUCAACGGAUAUGGACAAAAUAUUGCUCAAAUAUACCGAAUACAAUGAACCACAUGAAAGUCGAACAAAUAAUGAUAUUGUACAGAUUCUUAAUAAAAAAGAAUCAAAACAUCUUGAUCAGAAUGAUAGUGAUAAUGAUAUGGAAGAUGAAAGUGCUACUGAAAUGGAUAGUAAUCAUCCACUUCCAUCUCAUCAUCAAACACAUCAUCAACAUCAUUUAGAUAUAACCAUAAAUGAUUCAAAAAAACGUACAAAUAAUCAUAAUCAGUCUCAUCAAGCCAGUAAUUUUCGUCCAUCUUUAUCAAUGAUGAACGGUAUUACUCAACAAACUCCACCAAAACAAAAUUUUCUAUCAGUACAUGGAACACCUGGUAUUGAUGCUUCAUCAUCACCAUCACCUCAAUCAACAUAUUCACCACAAAGUUCUCCGAGUGAAUCACGUACAAGUCCAAAUGUAGCAUCGAAACAACAAUCAACAUCAAAUUUAAAUAAUAAAUUUUCAAUAAAUACUAAUAGUGGAACAACAUUAACAUCAACUUCAUCUCAUAUGACAUCUCAUCAUAAUGAUUUAACCGGAGCAGGUGGAGGAAUGACAAAUCGUCUUAAUCCUGAUUUUUCACUUAAUACAGCUACUGGUGGUGGAAAUGUCGGUGUCGGUGAAAAUAAUAAUUUUCCUCCAUGGCAUGCAUCAUCACAUUCAUCGUUAGCUGCUGCUCUACAAAUGAACACAUUACCAUUAGGUAUGAUGAAUUAUGAUAUGCAACAAGCUCUAUGUGGUCCUCAAUCAACAACAAAUAAUAAUAAUUCAGCGCGUGCCAGCCCACAUUUAUAUCAUCAACCACAACAUCAUCAUCAACAACAACAACUUCUUCAUUUAUCUCAACAACAACAACAACAACAUCAUCAUCGUCUGAAAAACGAACCAUUUUCACCACCUAUUUCAGUCGGUACUGGAAAUAGUCGUUCAUCAACAAUGGAUACAAAUUCCAGUCCUAAUUCAUCAUUAUCAAAAACUUCAAUAUCUUUACAACAACAUCCAUCACCAUCAUCAUCAAUACAACGAUCUUUUGAUUAUGUUAAUUCAUCUUCAUGUCCUGAACCUUCACUCAAACAUGCUCGUUUUGAUCAUACUGUUUGGCCUAAUACUACUUAG
This is a messenger RNA of Rotaria sp. Silwood1, 1326 nucleotides long. The record is from the annotation of a GenBank genome assembly. Lineage: Eukaryota; Metazoa; Rotifera; Eurotatoria; Philodinida; Philodinidae.